Messenger RNA from Leptopilina heterotoma, 2528 nucleotides. RefSeq lists its product as uncharacterized. The transcript is spliced from 2 exons. NCBI's taxonomy places the organism in Eukaryota, Metazoa, Arthropoda, Insecta, Hymenoptera, Figitidae. The coding region runs from base 148 to 2184 and encodes 678 amino acids. The record is from RefSeq and is a predicted model, not a curated record.
AUUAAGCAUUGUAUAGCGUCUUGAGGUUUCAAUUGAAACUUAAAGUUAUUUGAAAGUUUACGUUCGUAGUGAAACAUAAACGGUUGUGCGCUCCUCGACUUUCAGUUUUUUAUUAGUUUAAAAGCAUUAAGGUGGAAGCAACUGAUAAUGAACGGAACAAUGAUUACACUGAUCUUAUUCUGUUUAUUCUGUAAUAUAUCAGCUCAAAACAAUUCGGAGAGACCUGACGAUUCAACAUACAACGAAUAUUUCCAAAUUACACCAUUCAAGACGAGCAGUGGUGUCUACUAUGAAUACGUUGGAGAAAUGAGAAGAUCCGUGAGCACUUGGAGAAUAGCAGUUUUCCUUGAUAUCGAUCGUCAGCGUAAAUACUUCAACGAUUUAAUAGCACGAUUAAAAAAAUUAAAAGAGCAAUGCAGAGCCAAGGAAAAAUGGUGCCAAGAUUUAGUGGUCCUUUACAAUUGGGAGGACAAAUGGGAAAUGGCAGAGGAACUACAAAAAGAAUAUCAAAAUCAAAUUGAGGAAUUAUCAAUCAGCAAGAAGAGAAUGCCGAAGAAAAUGACAUCGCAACUUCGCGUGAGAAGAAAUGUUCCUCUGCUGGGAUUUUUGGGUAAAAUUGCCGGACCAAUUGCUGGUGUGUUAAAUUAUGAGGAUGGCGAACGUUAUGAUGCUGCUAUUGAGGAUUUAAAUGCGGCGAACAAUAAUCUUUCGCUUCUCGUGGGAAAGCAGACGCAUGUUGUUAGAUCGCAACUUGAUACUUUGUAUCUCAAGGUUCAAGAGCAUGGGACACAUUUGCAGAAUUUGCAUAAACAUUUGGAGGAUUUGUUGGAAAAGUACAAAAGUGUGGUUAAUGUUAGAGAUGAAUUGGAGAGGAGGGAUGUUAUGGAGUCCUUGUUGGGAGCGUUAAAAUUGGGUCUCGAUCACAAUAUUCGAACGACUUCGACAAUGUUGAAAGCUGUACAUGAGGCGCGAAAGGGAGAAUUUCAUCCGGGUUUGCUGACCUCCGAACAAUUGAGACCCAUUAUUCGGGACAUUCAGGACAAUCUGACGGAUGUUAGUUUUCCACUUUUGGGACCACGGGUCAGUAUUGACGAACUAAUUCAAAUAUCGACCGUUAGCAUUCACUGCGAGAAGUUUAAUCUGAAAGUUCUCAUUGACGUGCCACUUUUGGAAAACCACAAGUACCAGGCAUUUAGAAUCCAUCCAGUUCCAAUUGUCCAGGAGGUUCUUGUCAACGGCACAGGAAGAGCAUACAUUAAGUCAGAGUACGACUAUCUAAUUGUCGAUGACGAGGAGCGAACCUAUCUGCUACUGAUGGAGGAUGAUUGGAAGUCGUGUAGAAAAACAAGUACUUAUCACGCCUGCUUGAAAGGAGUACCAAUUUACGAUAUUAGAGAAAGACCCAUUUGUGAAGUACUACUGCUACUAAAUCCAACCAUCAGUGCUCUAAAAUCCUGUGACAUUCAACUAACAACCAAUCAAGAAUCCUACUGGAGAACUUUAAAAACCCUCGGCAGUUGGAUCUACUCCUUCGCUCGUUCUGAAUUAGUGACAAUAUUCUGCCAUUCCACCUCGCCUUUAAAAAUAAAUCUCCAAGGAGUCGGAAUAAUGAAACUAGCACCUGGCUGUUCGAUGAGAACAAAAGACGCUACCAUACCAGCAACAACAUUUCAAGCUGGUCAAUCGGAAAUGAUCUACGAAUCACAAUUACAUCUAAAUCUAACAGCAUUGUCCCAAGCGAUUUCAAAUUACGGACAUCUUAUAGCAAAAUCCCACAUUGAAAUCGAUAGUCUACCUGAAAUUGGAUUGAAUAUGUCUAGUUUUGAGGCAAAUUCGAGAACACUCGAAGAUCUCGAAUAUCAAUUGGAGUCAUUUGCAUUACAACGGCAUAUUAAAGAUAAACAAUCCGUACUCAUCUAUGGAUCCUAUGGAGGAAUUACAGUUGUUUGUCUAAUUAUUGUCGUCUACUUUUGUCGGCGACCGCUAAAAUUUGGAACUGAUUUCUUGACUAGUCUUUUGUGCUUUUGUAAAUCAAGAUCGAGAAAUAUGGAAAUAUCGACAAACGCUAUGAAAACGGGAAGUAUUGUUACAGUAUCGUCAACAGUACCUUUGACUUCGGUUGCAAUGCCAAUGGAACUUAUGCCGCAAAAUCAGUUUGAAAAUUCUGUGAAUAGACCGAUUUGAGACAUUCCGAAAAAGUCAGUUAAAUUUAUUUUUAUAAUGUCAAAAUAACUGAUUAGUAAAAAUAGUAAAUUUUGACUAUUUUCUUUUUCCUUAUUUAUUUACUAUUAAUUAGUAAUUUUCUACUAAGAAUUAGUUACUUUUUGACUAAUUGAUGAAGCAAAAAGUCAGCCACGAUUUUACUAAUAAUUAGUAAUUUUAAACUAAUUCAGAUUUAGAGAGUAAACAGGGCUCGAAUUAAGUUCGUAAAUCCCGUAAAGGUCCGUAAAAUUGUUUGAAGUCUGUAAAAGGCAGUUUUUUUUUUUAAAUUAAUUUAAUUAAUUUUUAAUCCGUAAUUUGAUUGAGAA